Molecule: messenger RNA, 1422 nt
Organism: Candida tropicalis MYA-3404
Lineage: Eukaryota; Fungi; Ascomycota; Pichiomycetes; Serinales; Debaryomycetaceae
Exons: 1
Coding region: 1-1422 (473 amino acids)
Biological process (GO): transcription elongation by RNA polymerase II; poly(A)+ mRNA export from nucleus; post-transcriptional tethering of RNA polymerase II gene DNA at nuclear periphery
Cellular component (GO): transcription export complex 2
Molecular function (GO): RNA binding; protein binding; double-stranded DNA binding
Source: RefSeq, a predicted model, not a curated record
AUGCAACAAAAUAUGAGUGAAUUAAUUGAUUAUAUUGCACUUUUUGCCAAUGCAUUAGAAAAACAAAAUCCUGUUGAAUUCCAAAAAUGUAUUACCAUCAAUCCUCCAUUAUCAGUUGCCAACAUUAGAAAAGAAUUUCCUGAACCAACAGAAAUUGAUUUAUAUCAUAUACCUGAAAAAUUCAGGCCUGUUUUGAUAUGCCAUUUAAAGCUUAUAAAGGCUGUUUAUACCGAGAAAUCCCUUGAUUCUGCAUUUGAUGCAUUAGAAGAAAUGAUUAAAAAUUUGAUUAGGGCUAGUUCAACACAACCAAACUGGAUCAAUGGACCAUUAAUUCAAUGUUAUAAAGAUUUGAUUGCUGUUUAUAAUACAAAAGAAGCAAAAAAUCCUGAAAAUCUUGAAGAUUUUAUUCAAGAUGAAAGUGGAUUACCUUGGGGACAAGCACCUAGAAAGAGCCAUUUACAUAGAUUGGUGGAUAUUUGUAAAGAUGGAUUUUCAUUAUCAUUUGGGGAUAAAAAUGAGAAUGCUGAGUUGAGUAAAAAGAAGGAUAUUUAUUUCUUUUUAUCCAAUUUGAUUAAAUUUUCUAUUAAGCUUGGAAAUUUCAAUUUUGCUGAAUCAUGUUUGACAGCCGUUAAACAACAAGCAAACACCUUACCCAAACUAGAUGCAUCGAUUAGUAACAAGAAGUAUGGGGUUGCAUAUUUGUAUUACCAAGGAUUGAUGGCAUUGGAUAAUGGGAAGUUUUCCGAAAGUGAAAAAUACCUUGAUGAAGCAAUUGAGUUGAUGGCAGAUUAUCAAGAUACAAAAAGUAAACAACUUGAACAAAUUUUGUUGAUUUUAAUUCCAUUGAAAUUACAUAACAAAGGACAGAUGCCACUGAAGAAAGUCUGGCUUAAAUAUCCUUCAUUAAGAGUGCUAUAUCGUGAUAAUUUUUUAAAAGCCAUUAGACAAGGUGAUAUUGCCAAGUUUGAUGAAUCAAUGGAAAAGUUUAGGGUUGUUUUGUUGAAAAGACACUUGUAUAUGUUGGUCGAGUUAUUAAGAGAAAUUGUCUACGUACAAUUAUUCCGUACUACAUUCAAGAUCUGUUCUAGUCUUAAUCAAGGGGAUAAGGCACAUAUUGUUGCUCUUAAUGCAUUCCAAUUGGCACUUGAAUAUUCUACCUUUCACAAUAGUCAAAAAGGAGAUUUCAAUUUCUCCACAGAUCAUCUUUAUCAAGUGACAUUAAGUGAUGUAGAAUAUAUCUUUGGUAAUUUAGUGAUGAAAGGUAAAGUUAAAGGAUAUAUUCAUCAUCAACUGAAACGUAUUGUGUUUGCCAAAGGAGACCCAUUUGUAACAACAAAGAAGGGACCACCAUCCCAGCAACAAGCUCGAACUAAUUCACCAACUCCAGUGUCAUCUACAGCACAAGCCAAAGCCUGGGGUUAG